AUGUCUCCUGUCCCAAAGGUUGAAGUGCAAGAGAUGGCCCCAGCAAACGAAGCGAAUGCCAUGCGGAAUUCCAUGAAGCAAAGUAGCCUACCUAUCACAAAAAUACAAGGAAACGAAUGCAUGGAAUAUCCAUCUCUGAGCCAGAUCAUAUCUAGUUUGGCCCCAAUGCCCCCAGGAUUAGCCCCUGCGGUAUCCGAGCCUUUGCCUCUUGAAGAACAACGAGCCUUGUUUGAUACCCUUGAAAAAACUCUCGGGAUGGCGGAGACUAGAUACCAACCCAGUUUAACAGCUAAGGCUGAAGAAGAUAAUCCUUCCUUCAAGCAAGUCGAUGCUCUUUUCGAGGGCCUCCAAGAUACUCUGUGUAGGCUCUGGACAUGCAGGUCAAGCUUCAUGGUGCAAGCUGCAGAGGCUUUGGCAAACGGAAGUAGGAACCCAUUGUGGCGACUUCCGUACGGACAGAGUGGUGUUUUAACCUUUUUUCUCCAACUUAUUGCUUCCAAGGAGGAUGUCGACACUGGUCUACUCCUCCAUGCUUUGCGAUUGAUUGGGAAUUCCUGUGCCGACACUGACGAAAAUAGAACAAUCGUUGUGAAAGGAAACUACAUUUCUGCUAUCAUCCAACAUCUUUUGAAUCCAGAACUCAUACAGAUAGUAAUACCUGUUAUCUACAAUAUUUGCAUUGAUUUUGAGCCUGCCCAGUCUCAACUGGCUGCAAGUAAAAUAGUUUACAUAUUUCUGAAAUUACUAAGGGAGGAUUCAUUCAAGGAACACGAAACUUUACUCGAUUUUGUCUAUGAGCUCAUAGAACUAACUACUGAGCAAGAACAAGGGAUAGAGUUGUCACCUGAUGAAACCAUCUCGCUUCUUAUUGAUCUUGCCGUUCAUAAGGGCAUUGCCCAUACCGCUGCUCGGUUCUCUUGCAUUGUGACUUGCUCGAUGGCGUAUCUCGAUAAUAAACGGUUUCAGAAUCUUUGCAUAACAAGAUACAUGGUAGCUGACGUAUUGUCGAUGCUCAGCAAAUCCUUAAGUUUCGACGCAGAACGGUCCUCCACUGAUGAUAUUCAAGUACUGGCACAGGUUCAGUUAAGGAUCAACCAAACGCUAGCAGAGAUAUCUGGGGCAUCAUUAUUCGCUGAAUACUACCCCCUUGGCUCUGAUCUUUCAGGGAUACUGAGAAGCUGGCUACAGAGAACGGAGGAUCAACUACAGAUCUGCUCCUGUGUCAUGUUAGGAAACUUGGCGCGUUCAGAUGAAAUAUGUCAAGCGAUGGUCCGAGACCUGAGCAUCCACCGGGAUUUGAUAUCAAUCGUUAAGAGUGACGCCAGAGGACCCGUGCUUCAUGCUGCACUAGGAUUCUUAAAGAAUUUGGCAAUCGCUGGAGAUAAUAGAUUGCAUCUGGGACAAGCUGGUAUCAUCCCUGCGGUCUCUCAUCUCUGGGAAUACGAGACGCUACCACAAGUUCAAUUCGCAGCCACCAGCAUCGUACGGCAGGUGAUCAUUGCUUCCUUUGAAAAUGUAUCACAAUUGCUAGAUAUUUCCCCCGAGGAUGAACACCACAGUACCUAUCUCUCACAGUUGCUUUCACUGUUCAACAAAACGGACUCCACUCCUAUUAGGACUGAGAUUGGACGCAUCAUAGCAUCCAUCUGUCGUACUCUCAUCCCGAAAUCACGUGAACAGAAUGAAAAAGCAGAUGCCACCCUCAAGCAUCUCUUUAGCAUUCACGAAGGCAUUGCCUUCCCAAUAGGUGCUAUGAUAUCUCAAUCACAGUGGCCCGUUGUUCGGAGCGAAGGCUGGUUUGCCCUCGCGUUGAUGGCAUCUAGCCAGUCGGGUUCUGCUGCUGCUGUGGACUGCAUAGAGAAGAUGGGUCUGUUCCCAACUCUUGAGCAAAACUUGACCGCAGAAUCCCUUGGCUCAAUGGACGAAGCGGACAAGUUGCAGUUAAUCAAAGAUCGUGACAACAUAAUCGUGCUCAUCCAGGAAAUAUUGAAACAAGAUCCUAUUCAACUUUCAGAAUCGGCCAAAAGUACGCUACAAGGCCUGAUGAACAGCCAGGUCUUGCGGCACCUGGAAAGCACCAGAGAACGUUGA
Messenger RNA from Aspergillus nomiae NRRL 13137, 2091 nucleotides. Its product is annotated as putative GTP binding protein. Gene Ontology annotation, molecular function: guanyl-nucleotide exchange factor activity. Gene Ontology annotation, cellular component: cytosol. The record is from RefSeq and is a predicted model, not a curated record. Gene Ontology annotation, biological process: positive regulation of GTPase activity. The transcript has 6 exons. NCBI's taxonomy places the organism in Eukaryota, Fungi, Ascomycota, Eurotiomycetes, Eurotiales, Aspergillaceae. Bases 1 to 2091 code for a protein of 696 amino acids.